Monosiga brevicollis MX1 is the source of this 1191-nucleotide messenger RNA. RefSeq lists its product as uncharacterized. Bases 1 to 1191 code for a protein of 396 amino acids. The transcript has 13 exons. NCBI's taxonomy places the organism in Eukaryota, Choanoflagellata, Craspedida, Salpingoecidae. Gene Ontology annotation, cellular component: cytoplasm. Gene Ontology annotation, biological process: protein dephosphorylation. Gene Ontology annotation, molecular function: protein tyrosine/serine/threonine phosphatase activity. The record is from RefSeq and is a predicted model, not a curated record.
AUGCCGCCACCACCGCCGCCGCCGCCGGGACCGGCCCCAAAGCCCUCGGGUCCAGCCUACAAACACGAUGGGUCUGACCUCAAUUCGGUGUUGUUUGCCCGGGUGGACAAAGUCGAAGCCAUCGAGCCUGUGCGGCCCUCAACACCCCCCGACUUUGGCCCAGAGGUCUUUCACGAAGUGCACUUUGACUGGAUCAACGCCUCCGACCUCUAUAACCUUUUGCAGCGAGCACCCGUGGCCAUUUCCAGUGUGUCAAGAAGGCUUGUGUUUCUCAUCCUGGAUGCCCCGUGCCCACCCCAGUUUGGUUCGCAGCUUCUGGUCAUCGACGUGCGCAGCAAUGCCGCCUACGACAGCGAGCAUGUGCGCUCUAGCAUAUCUGUUGACUGGGAAGCUCUUGAAUGCGCUGACAUGCUGGAUUGUGAAGCGACCGUGCACCAGCGCUUCUGGCAUCGUCGCUUCUUCAACGUUGUGCUCUACGACGACGAAUCAACACCCGAGGCCGAAGCAACCACCUUGGCCUCUUUCUCAGCAGCCUUGCAGACAGAGAAGCGGUGUUCGCGCACGGUCCACAAGCUCCGAGGUGGCUUGCGCCAGUUUAUGGAGGCGUACCCCUUCCUGGUCAAGGGCCAUCCCGCCUUUACCGACGCAGAAUUCCCUUCUGAGAUCAAGGAUGGCUUUCUAUUCCUGGGCAGUUGGAAGUCAGCCUCCAAUCUUGAAGCUCUCAAGGCUUUAAACAUAACUAGAAUCGUUAAUGCCACCGCGUCGUGUGACAUGCCCUUUGACCAACAAGCCGUGUAUCUGCACUGCCCGCUGGACGACAAGCCAGAUCAUGAUCUUAGCCAAUUUUUUGGUGACUUUAUCGCCUUUGUGCGCAAGGCCCAAGGCGAGGGUCAACGCGUGCUCGUGCAUUGUCAAAUGGGCAUGAGUCGCUCGUCAGCCCUGGCCAUUCUCUGGAUGAUGGAUUUUCAUGACAUGACCCUCAAACAGGCUUACGACUAUGUCCACUCAAAGCGCCCAUACAUCAACCCUAACCCUGGGUUUUUGAAGCAGUUGGGCGAGUGGGAGCAUGCCAACCGAGGCUCAAGCACCAUCCGUUUCCCUGAAGACGAUGCCCCUAUCACACUGAUCACACCCUACGAAUGGCUUCAAGCUGACGGCACGUGGAAGAUGCGGGUGCUCAAGCACCAAUGA